Messenger RNA from Sungouiella intermedia, 768 nucleotides. NCBI's taxonomy places the organism in Eukaryota, Fungi, Ascomycota, Pichiomycetes, Serinales, Metschnikowiaceae. The record is from the annotation of a GenBank genome assembly.
AUGUCGAUUUACCUGGAAUUAUACGACGUGGACGAAGAGUGGUUGCUGCUCACACCCUGCUCAUCGUGUGCAACGGUUGUGGGUCCUCAAGAUGAUGUCGGCGAUUUGAAUGCGAUUGAUUCUUCCAUAUCUUCACCAAUUUCUCGGCCUAGUUCAACAGACCAGAUCACGAUCAUACUCCCCAACUUGAUUGAUCGUUUCACAUUUUCGAUCAACGAUGUGGUGCACUUUGUGAGCCAAUACCUCCACCCAUGCCCACAGGUGUCCGUCAACCAUCUUCUAAUCUAUCUACUUCUGCAGAAUCUGGAUUCCGCAGUCACUUGCAUCAACAACCUCAAGCUUCUUCACACUGGCAAACAGUACAGUGUGCUGACCUUGGCAGACUUGCUGGCACUGCUGCCUCUGUUAGAUGCUAUCACUUCCCGUUUCUCCAUCUUCCAACUCUUCAUUUCUUCCAAUCUUUCCUCGCCAGCUAUCACACUCGACAUCGAGUCUUUGCUCGCGAAGACCACAGAAAUAUCUGAUACCACUAUCAUACCCCCUGCGGUCACCUAUGCGGAGGCCAUGGUGAGGUCAUUCAAGAGAAUCAGAAGAAGACUGUCGGUGGUGUCGUCAGCAAGUCGGAGGGCAUCUAGGACUCUGACCAAUUCUCUGCAAGAUUCGUCGACAGACGUGGAAGACGUCGAGAUGCUGCUGAAAACAAAGCUACAUAGAUCCUGGAGACGGUGCUUCCGCCGAGCCUCUGUGCCCGCUGACGUCGUUAUGUAA